Molecule: messenger RNA, 2421 nt
Organism: Penicillium brasilianum
Lineage: Eukaryota; Fungi; Ascomycota; Eurotiomycetes; Eurotiales; Aspergillaceae
Source: the annotation of a GenBank genome assembly
ACGCAUCAACCCGCCUUCGUGUUAUUCUGGAUCUUCUCUGUGCCUCUGUGCUUGUAGAGAAUUUUCUUCUGCCUUGAUUGCCAUCCUCUAACCCCCUUUCGCACUUGACUGCUACCUCUCGGAAAACUUCGAUCGCUCUCAGCCAAACCCCCUCCCUUCAUCCCGCUCGAAUCAACCACCGACUCGCGAUCGGAAUUAACUCGCGCCCUUGAUCUCUUCAAGGCAGUGUAGGAGCCUACCCACCUCUGAGGCUACCUCAUCUCUGCGGUUCGCUAUUUUUAAGAGGCUCUGCUCUAAGCAAAUUUCCCCGUCUGGCAUCCCUGCCAGAGCUUUUCCCCCCAACAACACGUCGCGGCCGUAAGGCUUCAUCAUAGACCCUUUGGUCUCACUGGAUCUUAUUUCGAAACAUAGCCGCCGCGUCAUCAAUCCUUCACCCGCCUCGGAAGUCAUUUCUUCCACUCCCGCGUGCUUUUUUUUUCGUUUCCCUUUUUUUCUUCUUCGUUCCUUUCCCCCGUCUCUCGUUAGAAGUCGCCCGUCAUGGCCGACCAGGAAGUGGAUUUGGAUUCUAUCAUCGAUCGCCUUUUGGAGGUGAGGGGUAGCCGUCCCGGCAAGCAGGUGCAGCUCUUGGAAUCCGAGAUCCGUUACCUCUGCACCAAGGCCCGUGAGAUCUUCAUCUCUCAGCCCAUUCUUCUGGAGCUCGAGGCCCCUAUCAAGAUCUGCGGUGACAUUCACGGUCAAUACUACGAUCUCCUUCGUUUGUUUGAAUAUGGCGGUUUCCCUCCAGAGGCCAACUAUCUUUUCCUCGGUGACUACGUCGACCGUGGUAAGCAGUCGCUCGAGACCAUCUGCCUGCUCCUCGCGUACAAGAUCAAGUACCCCGAGAACUUCUUCAUUCUGCGUGGCAACCACGAGUGUGCAUCCAUCAACCGUAUUUAUGGUUUCUAUGACGAGUGCAAGCGACGAUACAACAUCAAGCUGUGGAAGACCUUCACCGACUGCUUCAACUGCCUGCCUAUUGCUGCCAUCAUUGACGAGAAGAUUUUCACCAUGCACGGUGGUUUGAGCCCGGAUCUCAACUCGAUGGAGCAGAUCCGCCGAGUUAUGCGUCCUACUGAUAUCCCCGACUGUGGCCUUCUUUGCGAUCUUCUGUGGUCCGACCCAGACAAGGAUAUCACUGGCUGGAGCGAGAACGACCGUGGUGUCUCAUUCACAUUCGGCCCCGACGUGGUGUCACGCUUCCUCCAGAAACACGAUAUGGACUUGAUAUGCCGCGCGCAUCAGGUUGUGGAGGACGGAUACGAAUUCUUCUCAAAGCGGCAGCUGGUCACGCUAUUCAGCGCUCCCAACUACUGUGGUGAAUUCGACAAUGCGGGUGCAAUGAUGAGCGUUGACGAGUCUCUGCUCUGCUCCUUCCAGAUCCUAAAACCAGCCGAAAAGAAACAAAAGUACGUCUACGGUGGCAUGAGCUCCGGCGGGCCCAAUACUCCUCCGCGCAAGCAAAAGAAAAAGUAAAACCAAAAAAGAAGAAUCAAUACGAGCUUUCCCAUGUGCAGCAGGUUCGGGCGGAGAUAAGCCAUUUUUGCAACACACUUUGUUCAACAAUUGCCUAUCGACAAAUACAACCAUUACAAUAACCAGCCGCCAAAUCCACUGUCCAUGUCCAAGCCAUGUCCCCACGCCUAUUCCUCCAACCUUCGCCGCGAUUUCCAUCCCCCCGCUCACAACAACCCCCCACGAAGCGAUGAACGACCGAGGAUCUUUAUUUACGCCCGGGUCCAGCCCAACGACCACACAUCCCCCCGUUCUCAUCCCCAGAAUCGCCGCCAUUACAGCAAUCCGAUAAUCCAUCGUCUUCAUCUCCUCUCUUCCGAUCUACGUUUAGGGCUGACCCGGCGCGCCAUUUGACCAUUUCUCGUCUGUCUGUCCCCCCCUUCCAUUUCUUCUGGCCGGUUCCGGAUCACGCGACCAACAUACAUGUACACCCCCCUUGGGACGGACGAUGAUCUCGCUUUUUCCCGUUCGUCUCUAUUCCACCUUUUUUUUUCUCUGAUUAUUUCUCGUACCUUUUUUUCCCUUUUGCCUUUUUCCUAGUCCUUCUCAUCUACUUUUAUUGCCGUUUCUCACCUUAUCAUCUGGACGGAAAGAUUACUCUCGGCAUCCUGGAAGGGCGGGGAAACCUGGUUUAUUAUCCUCCUUUUUUUUCUUAUCUUCCUCUCUGAUUCGUUCUGUCUUAUUGGUCGAGUUGUCUUGAGUUUCAAUGGAACGCAUCUGUUUGCCUUAAUAUUUCAUAGGCUUGUGCGUAUGAGUUGCGGCGUAGCUUAAAAGUUCUGUCUAGUUCGUGGACAUCCUGCUCGUUCUUUGAAGUCUACGAAAUUAGCUCCGUAGGCUCGUACACAGUCUCCUCCUUUGGGCAUACUACUU